Messenger RNA from Phyllostomus discolor (pale spear-nosed bat), 2386 nucleotides. RefSeq names its product solute carrier family 7 member 11 (gene SLC7A11). The record is from RefSeq and is a predicted model, not a curated record. Lineage: Eukaryota; Metazoa; Chordata; Mammalia; Chiroptera; Phyllostomidae. Bases 419 to 1930 code for a protein of 503 amino acids. Gene Ontology annotation, molecular function: L-amino acid transmembrane transporter activity. The transcript is spliced from 12 exons. Gene Ontology annotation, biological process: amino acid transmembrane transport. Gene Ontology annotation, cellular component: membrane.
UGCUGGAGCCUUCUCAUGUGGCUGAUGCAAACCUGGAGAAUUUGCAUCAUCAUUUAGCCGGAUUAAGCUGGUGUGACAGGCAGGAGCUUAAAUACCAGCCCAUAAGGAAGGGGAACUGGUUUGUUAUGAUAGGGCGGCUGCGGCGGCCACAGCACAGAGGUAGUCGGAGGAGGUGGAGGGGGUGAAGGAGCCGGAGCCCCAAGAACACACAGGUUGUUUCCGAAGAGUAAUCAGAUACCUGUGAAGGAGAAAAUACACCUCUGAGUUUUUACCUGUGAACACUAGUGCCCUGAGAGACAAUCAGAGAGCAAAGAGGAAGAGAUUAGUCAGUCACACCAAGAGACACCAAAGUUGAAAGUUUUAGUUUUUUCUUUUUCUUUUUCCCCCCGUUUCCUUUUCCCCACCGUGUGUCACUACCAUGGUCAGAAAGCCUGUCGUGUCCACCAUCUCCAGUGGAGGUUACCUGCAGGGGACUGUUCGCGGGAGGCUGCCUUCCCUGGGGGGCAAGGAGCCCCCCGGGCAGGAGACAGUGGUGCUGAAGAAGAAGAUCACCUUGCUGAGGGGCAUCUCCAUCAUCAUUGGCACCAUCAUUGGCUCAGGAAUCUUCAUCUCUCCUAAGGGCGUGCUGCAGAACACCGGCAGCGUGGGCAUGUCCCUGAUUGUGUGGACGGUCUGUGGGGUCCUGUCCCUGUUCGGAGCCAUGUCCUAUGCUGAACUGGGAACGAGUAUAAAGAAAUCUGGUGGUCAUUACACGUACAUUCUGGAAGUUUUCGGCCCAUUGCCAGCUUUUGUGCGAGUCUGGGUGGAACUGCUCAUAAUCCGCCCUGCAGCCACCGCUGUGAUAUCUCUGGCCUUCGGACGCUACAUCCUGGAGCCGUUUUUUAUUCAGUGUGAAAUUCCUGAACUGGCCAUCAAGCUCAUGACCGCUGUGGGCAUCACUGUAGUGAUGGCCCUUAAUAGCACCAGUGUCAGCUGGAGUGCCCGGAUUCAGAUCUUCCUCACCUUUUGCAAGCUUGUGGCGAUCCUGAUCAUCAUAGUCCCUGGAGUCAUGCAGCUAUUCAGAGGGCAAACACAGCACUUUAAAGACGCCUUUUCAGGAAGAGAUGCCAGUAUUAUGGGCCUGCCACUGGCUUUUUAUUAUGGAAUGUAUGCCUACGCUGGCUGGUUUUAUCUCAACUUUGUUACUGAAGAAGUAGAAAAUCCUGAAAGAACCGUCCCCCUGGCCAUCUGCAUAUCCAUGGCCAUCGUCACCGUGGGCUACGUGCUGACAAACGUGGCCUACUUCACGACCAUCAGCGCGGAGGAGCUCCUGCAGUCUGACGCUGUGGCGGUGACCUUCGCCGAGCGGCUGCUGGGCGAUUUCUCCUUAGCUGUGCCCAUCUUCGUCGCUCUCACCUGCUUUGGCUCCAUGAAUGGUGGUGUGUUUGCUGUCUCCAGGUUAUUCUACGUUGCGUCCCGAGAGGGUCACCUUCCGGAAAUCCUCUCCAUGAUUCAUGUCCGCAAGCACACUCCUCUGCCAGCUGUUAUUGUUUUGUACCCUCUGACGGUGGUGAUGCUCUUCUCCGCCGACCUCUACAGCCUGCUGAACUUCCUCAGUUUUGCCAGGUGGCUUUUCAUCGGGCUGGCGGUGGCCGGGCUGAUUUAUCUUCGCUACAAACGCCCGGAGAUGCACCGUCCUUUCAAGGUGCCGCUGUUCGUCCCGGCGCUGUUCUCCUUCACGUGUUUCUUCAUGGUCGCCCUUUCCCUCUACUCCGACCCGUUCAGCACGGGCAUCGGCUUCGUCAUCACGCUGACGGGGGUCCCUGCGUACUAUCUUUUCAUCAUCUGGGACAAGAAGCCCACGUGGUUUAGAAGAAUGUCCGGCAGAGUAACCAGAACAUUACAGAUAAUACUGGAAGUUGUACCAGAAGAAGCUUGUGAUAAAUUAUGAAUUCAUGCCUUUGAAAUCUUGGCAAUCUCUCCUUGGCCUUGUUUCUGCCCAAAGGGCUGGAACAAAAUGUGGAAGUUCACUUCAUUUUAUGAAAACCCAGAGGAUUGCUACUUGGGUGAUGGACUAAAGGAUCAGUUAUUUCUAUUCAUAUCUUUUAGCAUAUUCAAACUGGUUUCUAAGAAAUGUAGUUUUAACUCCAUGUAGGUAUAGAAAGCCGAUACGCAACUGUACCGUGAGCUCCCAUGAUUCUUGAGUCCUGACACCUGCCUGUUGAGGUGAGUGGAAAAGACUGUGGAAUGGACGACUGCUUCAGUGGUCUUUCUCUAUAACAUAUCACAGUGAAGAACCUUCAGAAACGAAGACUGAGAUGUUUUCUGUAUAUAUGGGUUUUGUAAAAACAAUUUUUACAUUGUCGAGAUGACCAUACUGUGAAAAGUGUUUUCUGUUCAUCUUGAG